Camelina sativa (false flax) is the source of this 2703-nucleotide messenger RNA. Its product is annotated as B3 domain-containing protein REM-like 1. Lineage: Eukaryota; Viridiplantae; Streptophyta; Magnoliopsida; Brassicales; Brassicaceae. The record is from RefSeq and is a predicted model, not a curated record. Gene Ontology annotation, molecular function: DNA binding.
GAAAGACUUUUGUUGGUGCGUCAAAAGAAAAAAAGAAAAAAAAAUUGCAAAUUCUAGUUGAUGACUGUUCAUCGUCUCAAAAAUUCGAGAUGGCGAAUUCACUCAUCCUUGGCUCACCAAUGAACCCAGAAAGAGAUUUGAUGAUCCAAGUCUCUGAUCAUCAAGACAACAACAUCGAGUUUCAAAGAAAGAAGAAAGUGAAGCAGAACAAUACUGAAACAGAACCAGAUUACUCUUGUUUUAAUGCCCAUGUCACAGCUUCAAGUCAGCAAUCUGGUAGACUGUAUCUUCCACAAGAUUUCACUAGCUCAAUUGGUCUUAUUAGGCAAUGCAGCAAGAGUCCACCACAGAUAAUUUCGUCAAGUGAUAAAAAUUUUAUAAAAUUUAGACUUGCACCAGUUGAUGGCAGACAUUGUAGACUGCGUCUUCCAAUGCAAUUCACGAGGGAGAAUGGGAUAAACAAACCGGGCAAGAUAUAUUUGUUGGGCAAAGAUGGUUCAAAGUGGCUGGCGAAUCUUCUCUUGGAAAACACCAGAGGAAGAAUGACUUUGGGAGAUGGCUGGAAAAGUUUUGUUAAAGCAAACGGCUUAAAGACUGGUGAAUCUGUUACACUCAGGUUAUGUUGGGAAGACACAAUUCCUGUACUCAGUUUGUGUUCUGAAGAGUACAUCACUAACACAAGAGUAGGCAAAAAGUGUUCAGAAGCAAGUGAGAAAGAGCCUCUUCCCACAGUGCCUGAAACCAAAAAAGAUGAGACCAGCUCGUGGAAGAGAGAGAAUAAUCAUAUGAGAUGCAUAGAUUCAACUUCACCAAGCCAAAACCACAUACUGACAUUAACAAUCACACCUGACAGUCUCAAACAUGGUAGACUACGUCUUCCAUUGCAAUUCAUGGCGGAGAAUAACAUGGACAAGCCCGGGGAGAUAACUCUUUUAGGUAAAGAUGGUGCAAAGUGGUUAGUAAGUCUUCUACUAGAAAAAAGAGGAAGAAUGAGUUUGGGAAAAGGCUGGAAAGAUUUUGCUAAAGCAAAUGGUUUAAGGACGGAUGAUUCCAUCACAUUGGAGUUAAUAUGGGAAAACGCAACUCCUAUUCUCCAUUUGCUUCGUAUAGAGUCUAGCAGUGGUAGAGGGGAAUGUGAUUUUUCUAAAGAGUCUCUUCCAAUAGAACCUAAUAGUGGAAACAAGGCUAGAAACUCAGAUAACAAUAGAGAAGAGAGCAAAAAGUAUCCUCCUGGAAGUAGAGAAUCAUCUUCAGCAAUCCAAAACCAGUUCAUGGCAUUAACACGUCCGUCUGGUAUAAUUAGCCAGGGUGCUCUUCAUCUUCAAACCAACGAGGUCUUCAUUUAUAGAAAUGAAGGAGGUAAUAUGUUACAGAUCUCAGAUUUGGGACCCUAUUUUUUUGGUAUUCGAGAUGUACCGGCUCCAAGCAGCAACAAUGAUCAUGACAGAAUCGGUAACAUUUCAAUGAAAAUGCAUCCGCAUUUAAGAAAAGAAGCAGGCUUGUCAUCAUCAUAUGAUGGUGAUGAUCAUGACAAUUUUGAGCGUCCAAGUAAGAAGAGAGUGAGGAAGAACAGUCCAGAAACAGAGGAAAAUUAUUCAUCAGACCACGCUCGUUUUGGAGCCCAUGUCACAACAACUUCGAAUCUACACACAAAUGAACUGCGGCUAGCAGCGAAAGAGUGUUUUCCCAUAGGGCCUAGCGUGGAAAAAAAGAUAAGUGAAGGUGAAAACAGCAAAGACAAAAUCAACAUGGUGGAGAGCAGCUCAUGUGGAAGAGAGGAGAAUCAUCUCAGAUGUAUAGCUUCAAUUUCACCAAGCCAAAACCGAUUCCUUACAUUAACAAUAACACCCGACAGUCUCCGACAUGGUAGACUGCGUCUUCCGCUGGAAUUCAUGACGGAGAAUAACAUGAAUAAGCCUGGAGAGAUAACUUUGUUAGGUAAAAAUGGUGCAAAGUGGCUCGUAAGUCUUCUACUGGAGAGAAGAGGAAGAAUGAGUUUGGGUAAAGGCUGGAAAAUUUUUGCUAAAGAAAAUGGCUUAAAGACGGGCGAUUCCAUCACGUUCGAGUCAAUUGGGCAAAACGCAUCUCAUGUGCUCAGUUUGCUCUAUAUAGAGUCUAGCAGUGUUAGAGGACAAAGUGAUUUUCCAAAAGAGUCUCAUUUUACAAACAGAGAAGAGAAAAACUCACAGGAGCUGGAGAAAAGAACGUAUUUUCCUAGAAUACAAAAUUCGUCUUCAGAUAUCCAAAACCGAUUCCUGACGUUAACACUUACACCUGAAGAUGUUAGAGAUGGUACUUUGCAUCUUCCAAGUAAAUUCAUGAGAAUUAAUGACAUCAACAAAUCUGGACGGACAACUUUGUUGGGUAGAGGAGGUAUGAAGUGGUUUGCAUAUUUACUGCCGAGAGAUGGAAUUGUCGUUUUGGGAAAUGGUUGGAAAGGUUUUUGUGAGGCGAAUGGUGUGAUGCUAGGAGAGUCUUUUAUUUUGGAAUUCCUUCACAAAGAAGAUACAAACCUUAUAUUUAAGUUCUACUCCAUCUAAGGAGACCCAAUAUAUAAAUGUUAAGUAGUACUUUUUCAAGGCUUACCAAAUGUCUUCUCCUAUAUCAUAGCUAUCCAUUUUAUUUGGAAUAUGACUUGGUUGGAUGUGUAACAUGUAUUGACCAUGUGUAGCUUUCUAACAAUUACAACCUGUUUUACCUUAA